Echinococcus granulosus is the source of this 2577-nucleotide messenger RNA. RefSeq lists its product as hypothetical. The record is from RefSeq and is a predicted model, not a curated record. Bases 1 to 2577 code for a protein of 858 amino acids. The transcript is spliced from 12 exons. NCBI's taxonomy places the organism in Eukaryota, Metazoa, Platyhelminthes, Cestoda, Cyclophyllidea, Taeniidae. Gene Ontology annotation, cellular component: nucleus.
AUGAAAUUUUGUGCUUGCGGAAAGGGUUGUUCCGAUAUUCAAUCCCUGAUUCGAUGCAAUAACACGUGUCGACCUGUAAAAAGUGGAAAAGCGAGUUUCACUCAAGUCUCAAUUGCUGCGGAUAAACGCAGUUUGGAUAUGAAAGAUUUAGUUUCCUCUGGCUUAUUGGGUUUGGAUAAUGGUGCGAAUAAAUGCGACUCUUCUAUUUCAAAUCUUGGUACUGGCCUUCAAUCUGCAGCCGAGUGUUCCAUUCCAGUUGAUAGGGUUUCAUGUGUUGACGGUGAACGUCGGUGGUCAGAAAAUCGAAACCCAUCUUUUUUUGGGAAGGUUGAUUGUGGUUCUGUGAUAUCUCUUGGUUCCUUAACAGUUCCCACAUUACAUGCCCAGAAAAAGGCACCUUCAGGUGAAUGUGCAACUCCACACUGUCGUGGUUUUCACAACUUAUCUUUACGCGUCAUAUCACCUGUAGAGGCUAAGUUCACCUUACUGACUACGUCCGCCUACUCUGAAGGGACUAAGUCAGAUGCUCAGAAUUCCAACGAGCCAAUAAACUUGGACAAUAAGGUACCUGACUGCACGGAGAAUUCGGUUGGUUCUACCACAUUUCCAGGACAUUCCAGUAUCAACUUCUCAGCCCCUUGCCCUCUUUAUUGCGACGCACAUUCUAGUAGCGGUUCAGAAGCCUUUGAAGAUCUGCUGACGCGACUGAGAACGGAUGAACCAACAAAACAGGUUCGGUCUAAAGGGCACUCUGAUUUUUCAUUCGUCGUUUCUGACGGUUCAUCAUCAUCUGACUUAGAUUCGAAUGAUGGCCCAAGUUUUUAUCAUCGGAUCGACAACACUAAUUUGAGGGAAUCGAUGAAUGCUAGGCGAACGAUACCUGUGAGAAAUAAACUACGAUUUGAUUCCUCUUCUGAUAGCAGUGAUGGCGAAGUGGGGAAGUCUUCUGCAUUAGAAUUGUCAGAAGGCGAUGAAUUUGAUCAGCAUCGGCAAGUCGACUUGUCACCUCCACCAAUUGUGGAUUUCCCACGAAGAAGCCGUCCACAGGGGGCUGAAAAGGCACCUCAUUUUAAUGCAAUUGAAAAUGUUCAACAGGUGAAUGCUCCCACACUACCCUUCAUAUAUUCACUGAGUUUAGUGGAUCGUAUGUCUCCUUCGCAAACGCCCGUUCGUAGACGUCAUCCCAGUGCUGAAAGGUUUGUGAAUAAUUUCAAGAAGAACCGUGAGGAGCUUGCAAACCGUCUUUUGACCUAUUUUAAUGAAGUCAUUUUUGAAAAUCAGCUUCCAGGAGAACUUCGAGUAGUAUGGAAUGAGCGGCUUCUCAAAACGGCUGGCCAAUGUGUUUACCUAAAGCGAAAUAUCAAACACGCAGACGGCUCAGUAACUUCGAGACGUGAGGUGCGGAUCGAGCUCUCGGGCAAGGUGUGCACGUCGGCUGAACGAGUGCGCGAUACCUUGCUGCACGAGGCUUGCCACGCCGCGGUGUGGCUGGUGCAUGGCGUCAACGAUGGCCAUGGACGCCUCUGGCGGGCUUUCGUGCGCAGAGCCAACUCUACCUUCCCUCAUCUACCGCCUGUCACUGUGCGUCACACCUACGCCAUCGAUACCCGCUUCACAUACCGUUGCACCGGAUGCUUUGCCACCAUCAACCGACACUCCAAGUCUCUUGAUAUCCAAAAGAAGGUAUGUGGUCGCUGUCAAUCUCAAUUCCAGCUUUUUGUCAACAAAAGUGGCGAAAUAGCACCCAUCGCUUCAGCGGGCGGGAACGAGGCGAAAGCCACGGGAGUGGGCUCCCGUUCUCGACCCGUGUUCGCCGACUUUGUGAAAGUACACUAUAGGGAGAGACGUGAGGUGCGGAUCGAGCUCUCGGGCAAGGUGUGCACGUCGGCUGAACGAGUGCGCGAUACCUUGCUGCACGAGGCUUGCCACGCCGCGGUGUGGCUGGUGCAUGGCGUCAACGAUGGCCAUGGACGCCUCUGGCGGGCUUUCGUGCGCAGAGCCAACUCUACCUUCCCUCAUCUACCGCCUGUCACUGUGCGUCACACCUACGCCAUCGAUACCCGCUUCACAUACCGUUGCACCGGAUGCUUUGCCACCAUCAACCGACACUCCAAGUCUCUUGAUAUCCAAAAGAAGGUAUGUGGUCGCUGUCAAUCUCAAUUCCAGCUUUUUGUCAACAAAAGUGGCGAAAUAGCACCCAUCGCUUCAGCGGGCGGGAACGAGGCGAAAGCCACGGGAGUGGGCUCCCGUUCUCGACCCGUGUUCGCCGACUUUGUGAAAGUACACUAUAGGGAGGCUUUUUUAAUGUGGAGGCGAUCUCAGUUGCUGGCAAGGGAGGCGCUUUUCAGAGUACCCUCAGCAUGCCUCGUGCUUGGAUUUCCGCUGAAUAAGCACUUAACUACCGGUUGUAAUGAUGGUUUAAAGCCGGAUCGUGUGGCAGAACUGAAAGAGCGAAUGAGAUACGGACCCAGAUUGGGCGAUUUUAUCAAAUCAAGUGGCUCUCUUGGCCAACCUUAUCACGGUGGGUGCGCUUCUCAAAUUGACCACGCACCCAAUGGACGGUAUGUUGACUUUUAG